AUGACAGUGGAAAAAAUCACUGCAGUGGUCCGCGUCUCAACACCAGCAGUCGUGCCACUUCCGGUGACUGACGACUCUCAAUCGGUAAUUCUGGAGCCCUAUCAUGUUGAUUUGCUCCCAGAAUAUGGUUAUGCCAGUAGGGAGUACUUGAUAAGUGGUAAGGCGUACGGGGAGCCAUAUUGCACCCGCUUGCUGCUGCGAUGUCCCGACGAUGCUUCCCGCUUCACUGGAUUCGUUGUCAUGGAGCCGUCUCAUCUUUGGGGUGGAACGAGUAUAUGGCGACAUACAAGUCGCUGGUUAAUGCGCAAUGGGCAUGCAUGGCUCGAGGUGGAUUCGCAGGCCACCUCGGCUGUCGGAAACAUUAAGAAUGUUGAUCCCGAAAGGUACAAAGGUAUUCGGUUUAUACCGGGUCCGAUUUCUGACGAAUUUGCUGCCAACAUCCCUUUCAUCACGGACGCGACAAAGGAAGUCCUCUCAGAAGCGUACAUGGACUUCAAGGCCAAGUGGUGGCCCGCAACUUUACAAUCUCCUGAAAUCCUCACUGCCGCAUCACAUGCACUCCGUUCGGGAGCCUUGGGUCUGGUUGCUCAACGAGUCAUUCUCAGUGGCCUAUCACAAACGGGCGGCGUGACGCGGCGCUUCAUCACGCAUUCCUCCCACUUGCGACUUCCAAACGGCUCGCCGCCCUUUGAGGGCUUUCUCCCAUGCCAAUCCGGCGGCGAGGCGUUGCCCGACGUCCCCGGAGCCAAGAUCAUUGAACUCGUAGGCGAGGCCGAGUUCCAAUCUGUCAGGUUUCCCUGCGGCAUCGGCGGCCAGAUGCUCGGCACCGCCCACCGACGGCCUGACAGCGAUACCUUUCGACUUUAUGAGGUGGCGUGUAUGGCGCACCGCGAGUCGCGAUGGGCGUCGCCGGCCGAGCUAAAGAGGUGGUCCGUUGCGGAUCUUCGUGGUGCUGAAUGGAGCACAUUUGCGGAUUCGUUCAUCUACCAUACCGUUUUCGAGGCAAUGGAAAAUUGGACGCAAGAUGCAGAUAUUUGUCCGUCUCUAGGGGCUACCAUCGACACUACUGGCCAAAGUGACGAUAUCCUGCGGGAUGAAUAUGGCAAUGCAGUCGGGGGCGUGAGAACCGUUCACAGUGAUGCGCCCUUGGCCACCUUUGUGGCUGCGACGCCAAAGGGAAGACCAAACUGGUACUGGGGCUCUCAAUGGACGUUUUCGCCUGAAAAGAUGCAGGUGAUUUACAAAAGUGUAGAAAACUAG
Molecule: messenger RNA, 1260 nt
Organism: Beauveria bassiana ARSEF 2860
Lineage: Eukaryota; Fungi; Ascomycota; Sordariomycetes; Hypocreales; Cordycipitaceae
Product: putative signal peptide-containing protein
Exons: 3
Coding region: 1-1260 (419 amino acids)
Source: RefSeq, a predicted model, not a curated record